AUGAGGAAAUACGCACACACACACACACACACACACAUACUGUGUCCAGUCUGUCUGUGGUCUCCUGUCUCUCCAUAGAUCGUCUCAGGGCUGCUCGGCUGUUCAUGUUCUCGGGACUUUUAAUCUGAAAAUCGAAACCUUGGAAAUAAAAACCUCAGAAAUGGACCCGGACCCUGAUCUGCAGCAAACAGAUAACCACACUCAGGCUGAAUCAACAGAUCCUCCCCCGAGGAUGACCAGACAGCAGAUCUCACAUUAAUAUCAAAUGGCAUCUGUCAACUUCAGUUCAAUGAUCUGUUACUCAAUAUAGGCCGUUUUUCCCUAAUGAGGCAGUGAAGAAAGGAGCCAGUCAGACCGUCGUUGGACUCAUAUUCGGCUGCUAUGCUGUCUGCAAUUUAUUCGGUUCAUUGAUACUGGGAAGAUAUAUCGUCCAGAUCGGUGCAAAGUUCAUGCUCGUUAUGGGACUCUUUGUGUCGUCAGGCUGCACCAUCAUGUUUGGAUUACUCGACCGGGUUCCCGACGGGCCUGUUUUCAUUGCCCUGUGCUUCAUAGUGAGGUCCAUCGACGCAGUGGGCUUCGCUGGUGCGAUGACUUCCACCGUUGCUAUGAUGGGGAAAAUAUUCCCAAACAAUGUAGCGACUGUUUUGGGAAGUUUGGAGAUUUUCACAGGACUUGGUCUCAUUCUGGGGCCACCGGUCGGAGGAUGGGCCUACCAGUCAUUUGGAUACGAAGUCCCUUUUUUGCUUCUUGGAUGUUUAUUGUUGAUUAUGGUUCCUUUCAACAUAUACAUCUUGCCAUCCAUCGAUGCCAAUCCCUCGAAGGAUUCGUUCUUUCGACUUCUCACCAAAGUGAAAAUAAUCCUGAUCUGCUACGUGAUUUUCACUCUUAGUGCAGGUCUGGGCUUCUUGGAUGCCACGUUGUCCCUGUUUGCUAUCGAGACGUUUGGUCUCUCGACUGGCUACGUGGGACUCAUCAUGCUUGGCUUGUCCUUGCCGUACUGUCUGGCUUCACCUCUGAUCGGGUAUUUUACUGAUAAAUAUCCUGCCACCAGGUCUUGGUUCAUGGUAUCAGGCGGUAUCGCCACAGCACUUGGCUUCUGUCUGCUCGGUCCAGCCCCUUUCCUUCACAUCCCAAAUCAGCUGUGGUUGGUGAUCGCCAUGCUUGGUUUUAUUGGGUUUUCUCUGGGCAUGACUACAAUUCCUACAUUCCCUGAGCUCAUCGUGUGUGCACGUGAAGAGGGAUAUGAAGAGGGACUAAGCACUCUUGGAAUGGUGUCUGGGCUAUUCGGGGCAGUUUGGUCCAUGGGGAUGUUUUAUGGCCCGGUAGUCGGGGGACUUAUCACGCAACAUCUGAACUUUCAUUGGGCAGCUACUGUCCAAGCAGGCUUGGCAUUUCUUGGCGCUUUCCUCCUCGGCUUGUAUUAUCUCUUGGCACACCGGCGACAACAAAGCGUGCGGGAAGAAAGUCGACCGACAGACGAAAGCACUCCUCUCCUGACCGAAUGAAGCCUCAGCGACAUGUGGACAGACAACAUAUUGAACAAUGCACAAACUGUGAUUUCAAACUUUCAUUGUUAUUUUUAAUAACUUUUUUUAAUUGAUCAUUGUGUUUUGUUUUUUUUACUUUGGGGGUUAUUUUUUGUAACAGUAUUAUGUUUAUAUGAUGUUUUUAAAGCUGCAACGAUCAGUCCAUAAACAGAAAAAUAACCUAUUUUGAUAGAUGGUUAAUUAUUUAUGUGAGAACGGCAGAAAUGCUGUUUUCUUUCUCUCUUAUAUUUUCUACUUGAGUCUGUUUUACGUCAUAUUAAACUGUAUGUACUGACAAAACAAGACAUCUAAAGAUGUCACCUUCUGAUAGAUCAAAUGAUGAAUGAAUCUAGAAAAUAAUCAAAAGAAUCAAUAAUAAAAAUAACUUAUUUGCAGGCAGCCGUAUAAAUAUUUAUGUGUUUGUAGUAGAUGCUGUCUAACAGCCGAAAACAAAGCGGUGCAACCCUAUGACUGACUUGAAGUUAUGACAUUAGGAUUUAAAUACAUUAUUUUAUACUGUUUAGUAACUUUGGAUGAAUUUUACAUGAAUAAAUGAAUAACUUGAAUAAAGACUCGACCACUGGAAAUCACAGAACCAGAUCACAAACUAAAUGUGCCUUUUGUUCCCUGCUGUAUUAAUCAGCUUAUUUUUCUACAUCACGAGUUGGAUUUCAUGUUCGUGUGGUACACGUCAAGAGCUGCUGACAACAUUUUUAAUAUAAAAGAAGCAGAUAUGAAGUAUUACGCAGGUCACAAUGAACGUCUCAGAAUGUACAGUACAGUUCAAUAUGACCGGGAGCGUUAUGUCAGCGUUAUGUGUUUCUGACAUUUUUGUGACAAAGGUUUUUUGCACUGAUUUGAAUAAAGAGUAAAUAUGAAAAUGAAAAA
This is a messenger RNA of Larimichthys crocea (large yellow croaker), 2414 nucleotides long. RefSeq names its product solute carrier family 18 member B1 (gene slc18b1). Gene Ontology annotation, biological process: transmembrane transport. The transcript is spliced from 14 exons. The coding region runs from base 450 to 1505 and encodes 351 amino acids. The record is from RefSeq and is a predicted model, not a curated record. Gene Ontology annotation, molecular function: transmembrane transporter activity. NCBI's taxonomy places the organism in Eukaryota, Metazoa, Chordata, Actinopteri, Sciaenidae.